UCUUGCACGAGGCUGUUCUCCUCUUGUCUUGUUCUAAUCCUCACUGUUCACACUGUUCUGAACGAUGUCUAGAGGCGGUAGAGGCGGAGGGCGUGGAGGCUUCGGAGGAAGGAGCAGUUUCGGUGGAAGCAUUCUCCCUCCAAUGGGUCUGACAUUUGCCGAUAUUCAGAGUAUAUCGAAGGAGGCAACAGCAUUGUAUCCUGAAAUGGAAGUUCCUCUACUUAAUGAAUAUUCCGAGGAUGAAAAACGCAUAGCAGAAUUGCAACUCGGGUUUUCUGCCAGACUGCGUAAAUCCGCAUAUUAUAUUACAGAGCCUACAAAAUCCAUCGAGCUUCCUCGAUAUUCGGACAAGUACCGCCCUUCACAGGCUUCACAGCCCACACUAAAACGGAAAGAUCUUCAUCAACCUUUCUUCCCUCAAGAGAUUUUCGAGGGAUACUUCAACCCGAAGAAGCGGAAAAUCACCGCGCGGAAAGGUGUCAAAAAGCGUGUUAACCUUGAUGAAAUCGAAGCUGAAACGGGAGAGAAAGAGGAGGGAGAGGAAGAGCGUUCUGAAGCAGGGUCUGAAGCUGCCGAGCAAGACUACGACGUCGAGGAAGAAUAUGAUAACGAUUACGCCGAGAACUACUUCGACAAUGGCGAAAACGAAGACAACGAGGACCUCGGUGGAGGGGUUGGGGCGGAGGAAGGUGGUGUUGGGUAUGAUUACGAUUGACAUCUAUAUUUUAUUAAUUUAUGGUAUAUUUGUUUUGUCCCUCGCAAGUGUCGUUGGCUUGCUGAUCCUCAGUAAGCAGCGCUUUGUAUUUCCUGGACCGCUGUAUUGCUAUUGUUUCUUUUGAUUGACCGCCGACUUGCA
Somion occarium is the source of this 856-nucleotide messenger RNA. NCBI's taxonomy places the organism in Eukaryota, Fungi, Basidiomycota, Agaricomycetes, Polyporales, Cerrenaceae. The record is from the annotation of a GenBank genome assembly.